This is a messenger RNA of Knipowitschia caucasica, 2916 nucleotides long. The record is from the annotation of a GenBank genome assembly. Lineage: Eukaryota; Metazoa; Chordata; Actinopteri; Gobiiformes; Gobiidae.
AUGCAGACUUUCGAGGCCCCCCCAUCGCAGCUUCUCUACUCCCUACUCACGAUGAACGGUUGGUGGGACAUCAGCAUCCUUCUCUGCCAAGACUGGAACAUCCGCGACUUCCUCCUCCUCAUCAAAAACAACACUCGCUUCCAUGUGGGCACUCUGGUCAACCUUACAUCCACUUCCUUGACCACACCUUUGGGUUUCUCCUCACCAGUGGCAUCUUCGUUGUCUUCCGUGCCAUAUUUUGUCUCGUCGGCCACCGCUGCUGCUUCUUUCACGUCUUCCACGGCUUCACCGAUCAAGUCUGAUCCGCAGCAGGUCAUCAUGAAACUCUUGGACGGCCUGCGAGAAACGUCAACCACGACAACAGUGAUGACUUUUGGGUGCGAUAUUCGGGAAGUGCGGAGGAUUUGGACGGUCGCGGCGAAGAUGAUGCUGCCGGACUACCACUGGGUUCUGGGGGAUAGUCAGAAUGUGGCAGAGCUGAGGACAGAGGGGCUACCAUUGGGAUUACUAGCACAUGGAGUGAUGGGGUCGCCUUCAUUGGAUCAUUACGUACAGGAUUCGCUGGAGGUGGUAACUCGGGCGAUCGGCAGUGCAGCCAUGCAAAACCCAGCUUUGGCCCUAAUACCUGGAACUACUAAUUGUAUGGAUGUACUGCAAGCCAGCAAUGGGAGCGCAGGGCAGUAUUUGUCAAGAUUCAUCUCCAACGCCACAUUCGAAGGCCAGAGCGGUCUCGUUUCCAAAGAGCCCGGGACUCAAAACAUCCACUCGGAGGCACAUCACUACAUCUGGUCCCUGCAGCUGGACCCUCUGGGACAGCCCACGUGGACCCGGCUUGGACGCUGGCGGAGGGGCCGGGUUCUCAAGGACCAGGGGGCUUGGCCUGGGCACCAUGGCUCGGGCGGAGGGGGUGACUGGAGGCGGUCCACGCGACUGCACAUGCGCGUGGUCACUCUGGUGGAGCAUCCGUUUGUUUUCACUCGGGAGGUGGACGCGGAUGGUCACUGUCCCGCGGGUCAGCUGUGCCUUGACCCACUCACCAACGAAUCCUCGGUUCUAGAAGGCCUUUUCCUAAACCUCUCUGGACGUAACGGAUCUGUACCGACCGAGUUGAAGAAAUGCUGCUAUGGAUAUUGUGUAGAUUUGUUGGAAAAGCUGGCAGAAGACAUGGGGUUCACGUUUGACCUCUAUAUUGUUGGCGAUGGGAAAUACGGAGGCUUCAAAAAUGGCCGCUGGACAGGAUUGGUGGGGGAUCUUCUGAGUGGAGCUGCUCACUUGGCUGUGACAUCCUUCAGUAUUAACUCAGCCAGGAGCCAAGUAAUUGACUUCACCUCUCCCUUUUUCUCCACCAGCCUGGGAAUUCUGGUGCGUACCCGGGACACGGCUGCUCCCAUCGGGGCUUUCAUGUGGCCUCUGCACUGGUCCAUGUGGCUCGGGAUCUUCGUCUCUCUGCACGUCACCGCUGUGUUCCUCACCUUGUACGAGUGGCACAGUCCGUUCGGCAUGACGCCUCGUGGACGCAACCGGGACAAAGUCUUCUCCUUCUCCUCUGCUCUGAAUGUGUGCUACGCCAUUUUGUUUGGACGUACUGUGGCCAUCAAGACGCCCAAGUGCUGGACUGGACGUCUGCUGAUGAAUCUGUGGGCUAUCUUCUGCCUGUUCUGCCUGUCCACGUACACGGCCAACCUGGCCGCUGUGAUGGUCGGGGAGAAGACCUACGAGCAGUUGUCAGGGAUUCACGACCCAAAGUUGCACCAUCCGUCUCAGGGGUUCCGGUUCGCCACAGUGAGAGAGAGCAGUGCAGAAGACUACCUCAAGAAGAGUUUCCCCGAGAUGCACGAAUACAUGAGGCGAUACAAUGUCCCGGCCACUCCAGACGGCAUCCACAACCUCAAGGCCGACCCGCAGAAGCUGGACGCAUUCAUCAUGGACAAGGCCCUUUUAGACUACGAAGUGUCCAUCGACGCGGACUGCAAAACCCUAACAGUCGGGAAACCAUUUGCCAUUGAAGGUUACGGCAUCGGCCUGCCCCAGAACUCCCCGCUCACUUCCAACAUCUCGGAGCUGGUGAGUCAGUACAAGUCGGAUGGCUUCAUGGACAUGCUGCAUGACAAAUGGUACAAGGUGGUGCCCUGCGGAAAACGGAGCUUUGCAGUCACUGAGACGCUGCAGAUGGGGAUAAAGCACUUUUCAGGCCUGUUUGUGAUGCUCUGUGUGGGCGUGGCCUUAUCCCUCAUAACCACUCUAGCGGAGCACAUCGUCUUCAAACUUGUCAUCCCUCGAGUCAAAGAGCCGCGCUACAAGUACUGGCUCCACACCAGUCAGAGAUUACACCGAGCUCUGAACUCUUUCACAGAGGAUAAACUACCAACAGUUGCCAAACCAGAGAAAAGGUGCAACGAGGGGAACAACCAAUCCGCAUGCUGGAACGCCACGGAGUCAUCCCACUGCAACAGACGCAGAGUGGUCCCAGAGCUUCAGAACGACCUGGAGCGGCCCCCCUCUAUGGACCUGUCCGCCUCCCCCUCCUCACCUCACCCACACUCCAUCCCCUUACUGGAGAAGCACCUGCCCAUAGUCACCACCUCCAACGGCCGCUCUGAACUUCUAGGCCGCCUCACAGCCGGGCAAGGGGGCACGUUUCCAGGUAUCACCCCAGCGCACUGUCGGGGCAUUGUGGAGUGCGGGGUGGGCAGAAAUCCCCUGGUUCAAGAGCUGUCAGAAUUGGAGAGUCAAAUUCACCUGAUAAAGCAGCAGCUGCAGUCCGCUAUGAGGAGAAAAAGGGAGUUAGAACAAUACCAAGCAGAACAGCAGACUCCUUCUACUCAGCCGACCACAAACCAAGCAAACCAGUUUUCCCCGUACACCCAGUCUCACCAGCAGACUAAUCAACACACAAACACACUACCAGAGUUUUGA